Hemisphaericaspora subhashii is the source of this 966-nucleotide messenger RNA. RefSeq lists its product as uncharacterized. The record is from RefSeq and is a predicted model, not a curated record. Lineage: Eukaryota; Fungi; Ascomycota; Pichiomycetes; Serinales; Debaryomycetaceae. The coding region runs from base 1 to 966 and encodes 321 amino acids. The transcript has a single exon.
AUGUUGAAUGGACACACUAUGGUUACUACCACUACUAUUGUAACACCACAAGCAGCAGCAACAGUCGAAAAGAGACAGGAGAUCAUUAACAAUUUAAUUAACUUAGCAAAACAAGAACAACAAAACGGAAAUACAGCAAUCACAUCUGAUAAGUUAAAUAAAUUAUCAACUUUAUUAAAUUCACAAUCAACAACAACAACACAAACAUCAUCAAACAAGAAGAGGCUGCAAGUCUAUAAUAAGUUUAAUAAGUUACCACAAGUACCCGAUAAACCGAAAUACCCUCCACUCUUUUCAAAGUUUGAUUUAGUUAAAGCUACCACACAUUCGACCAACCCUAGAAGAAGAAGAGAUAGUAAUAAUUCGUCAGUAUCAGCAUCUUCAGAAGAUCCAAAUAGACCAAUACGAAAUAGCAAUAAUAAUUAUUAUAGAAAUCAAGGGGAGAAAUUAACAUUUAAGAAAUUCGAAAAUAUGGUUGUAACGGCAUUAGAAAACGUUGCUAAUAUAAUGGAUAAUUUACAUUUACUUUCGCAUUUCCCAAUGUUUCCUAAAUUCUUACUGAGAUUGUUAAAACAAACCAAUAAGCUUUGGGUAAUCAUCUUAAUAUUCUUGGUUAGAAAAACAAUAUCCCAAUUACUUAAUGUUAUCCGUAAGAUUAAUAAGGUACGUAUUGAAAUGGAUUUAUUAAAUAGACAAGCAAAGAAGAAUUCCACUGCAAUGAAUGAAGAUAUUGAAAAGAAGUAUAAUAAAGUAUUAAAAGAUUUAAAAUUUGAUAAAGUAAUGUUAAUAAUUGAAUUGAUUGGUAAUUUCUUAGAUUUAGGAUUCAAUUUAAUUGAGUUAUAUCAAGUCAUCUUACCUGAUUGGACUAUGAGUAUAUUGAACUUCGCAAGUAUGGCAAUGACUGUUUACAGAAUGAAUAAAGACGAUGAAUAUGUAGAUGACGAUAUUACAGAAGAUUUGAUAUAA